Messenger RNA from Exophiala oligosperma, 744 nucleotides. RefSeq lists its product as uncharacterized. The record is from RefSeq and is a predicted model, not a curated record. Bases 1 to 744 code for a protein of 247 amino acids. The transcript is spliced from 5 exons. NCBI's taxonomy places the organism in Eukaryota, Fungi, Ascomycota, Eurotiomycetes, Chaetothyriales, Herpotrichiellaceae. Gene Ontology annotation, molecular function: methyltransferase activity.
AUGACCGACCCACGGCGGGUGUUGGAUAUCGGCACUGGGACGGGACUCUGGGCACUAGAAUUCGCAGAUGAAUUUCCUUCCGCAACUGUCCUUGGUGUUGAUCUCAGUCCAAUCCAGUCACAAUGGACUACACCGAAUUGUUCUUUCAUGGUUGAUGACCUUGAAAAAGAAUGGGCUUACCCGCAGAAUCGCAGAUUUGACUACAUACACCAGCGGAGCAUGUCUGGUAGUAUUGGAGACUGGACGGCAAUGUACCGACAUGCAUUGGACUCCCUAGAGCCUGGAGGUUGGUUAGAGAUUCAAGAAUUUGAAGUAUGGUUCUACUCUCAGAACCCUGCAGGUCUGCCCGACGACUCGGCCAUCGCUAAAUGGCAGAAACUCAUUGAUGAGGGGAGUGUCGCGCUCGGUCGACGUCUGAACUAUGCAGCGCAAUUCAAGCAUCACCUCGAAGAAGCCGGCUUCGUUGACAUUCAGACGCACGUCAUCAAGACUCCGAUAGGUACAUGGCCUAAAGAUCGAAAGCUUCGAGAGAUAGGAGCAUACCUUCGGCUUCAAAUGCAUGAUGCGGUGGAGGCAGUCACGCUGGGCUACCUUACACGAGCGCUCGGAUGGUCACAGGAAGAGGUCCAAGUGAUGCUAGGAAAUGUGAGGAGGGAGUUCAAUGAUAGACGCAAACAUCUAUAUACGUACUGCUGGUUCAUUACGGCAAGGAAUCCAGAGGGAUUCUACGUUUCUGGUCAGUGA